GAGCAGGAAACAGCUUUUCCUCUCGGGUUGUCGCAGUAGGAACAAACACACAUUUUUGUCUUUGCUCAAUGCACCCCUCGGCACAGAACACGCGGAAGCCGGUCAGAAGGAAAAAUGCCUCCUUCGAUAGAGAUAGCCGUUCUGCUUCUCGGCGUCCUGGCUUUGGAGACGCGCCGGAGUGCCAGCGCGCUGCACAUCCAACAGGCAUUCGCGUCUCCAAAUCAGACCAAUAACUUCGUGGUGGAUGCGGUGUCCAGAAAAGUCUACCUGGCUACGGUUAACACAAUUUACCAGCUGAAUGGGACCUUGACAGUUGAAGUGGAGAAAAGGACUGGACCGGUGGAGGACAACCUGUUGUGCCAUGCGCCACAGCUUCCCCAGGCUCCUUGCGAGCAUCCCAAAUCCCUCACUGACAACUACAACAAGCUCCUUAAACUGGACCGCGAACAAGGGGUCGUGGUUGUGUGCGGAUCCGUGUAUCAAGGCUUUUGUGAGCUCAGAAAAAUUGAGAAUAUUUCAGAGAUAGCGGUGGAGUUCCCAUCCCAGGGUGAAAAGACUGUUUUCCCCAGCAUGCUGAACAUCGCUGCCAAUCACCCGAACGCAUCCACGGUGGGGCUCAUCUUAAAGAGCCACGGAGGAAACACCCGGCUUCUCGUUGGGGCGACGUACACAGGGGCUGGAACCCAGUUUUUCCCAAAGAACCACAGUAAAGAGGACCUGCGGUUUGAAAACACCCCGGAGAUUGCAAUCCGCUCCUUGAACAUCAAGGAUUUACCCAGACUUUUCACCUAUGACAUUAAUCCCUCUGAGGAUAACGUAUUCAAGAUCAAACAAGAGGAUAAAACCAAAAAUAAACUGAACUUCGUACACGCUUUCAUCCAGAAGACUUAUUCAUAUAUCGCCUUCAACAAUGAUGCGAAAAUGGGCCUCAAGGAGAGCCAGCCCAACAGCAUCCUCGCGAGGAUAUGUCUGGAUACCGAUAACCCCCGAAAACCCAGCGGGCCGGAGAGCAGGAAGCUCACUGAAUCGUACAUCCAGAUGCCUUUACAAUGUGGAUUUAACGGGAACAAUUUCAAACGGGUGUUGUCCAUGUACCCCGCGGAGAUCCACGCAGGUGAGGGGAAAAGCCCUGAGCCGUACUUGUUUGGAGUGUUUUCUAAGGGAGACAGAAAGUCUGCACUUUGCGCUUUCAAGUUUAGAGACAUCGAGGAGGAGAUACGGCAAGGCCGCAGGAACUGCUCCAACUCUCCCAGCAGCGACGUUCAGGUGCUGGACAGCGUCAUCCAGGGCUCCGGGGCAGCCUGCGUCCAGAAGGGAAACCUUGUGUUGCAGUCCGAGCAGCUGGACUGCGGUGCAGCCCACCUGCAACACCCACUGGCUUUACGGAGGCCCCUUAGGGCCAUUCCUCUGUUUGAAGGCACAAGUUUCAGUUCAGUCUCUGUGGACAACGUACAAAACCACACCGUGGUUUUUCUGGGAACCAGUAAUGGAAGACUUCGUAAGCUGACCCUUCUGGCGAACAUGACCAUGGUCAAUCAGUGGACGCUGACGCUGCGAGCCAACGAAGCAGUCCACCACAUCAUGACCUUCGACCCCAACGACAGCAACUUUCUUUAUGUCAUGACCUCUCACCAUAUGCUGAGAGUAAAAGUGGCAGACUGUGAUCAGUGGAGGAGCUGCAGUGACUGUUUGGGAGCAGGUGACGCCCACUGUGGCUGGUGUACUCUGGAGAAUAGAUGUACCAUCCAGAAAGAGUGCGCUAAGGGGCUGUUGGCUCGUUCUUGGAUCAGCAUGGGUGAAGGCCCCCAGCAGUGUCCUUCCAUGACCCUGACACCCUCAGAGAUCAGCAUCUCUGCAGACAUCAAGGAUGUUGGCAUCUUGAUAAAUGGCAGCGUUCCGGAUCUGAUUGGCUCCCGUGUGGAGUGUGAAUAUGAGCCGGGGGUUUCUACAGUUGCCACUGUGCACCUGGACUCCAGUUCAGGUCAGAUCCAGACCUGCCCUCUCUUCCCGCAAGAAAGCUAUCAACCAAUCCUCCCUGGGAAAGAUCACCUGACUGUUUCUGUGGCGAUAAAAGUAAAUGGCACGUCUGUGGUAUUUGGGAGCUUCAUCAUCUACGACUGCGAAAGGACUGGAAAAAUACAUCCAAAGACAUCAUGUAUGAGUUGCUUGAGUACAAGGUGGAAGUGUUACUGGGACCAAAAGAACCACCUAUGUGUCUCCAGUAAAGAUGAUUCAAAUCACAACCAGCUUGAGAAUGCUGCUUCCUGUCCCAGCCUGGUUUCCUCUGAGGUUCCUCCAUCACCAUCAGGAAUGGUCCAAGACUUCACGUUAUCCCUGAGCAACAUCCAGGAGAAUGAGAAGCUGGAGUGUGACUUUGGAACAGAGCAGCGAUAUGAGGCCACAUGGCUGAACAGCACGACUGUCAAGUGUAGUGGAGUGACGCUUUCCACUAAUCAGAGGAGUCAGAUUUACCACCUCAACCUGAGGAGGCGAGGAAACUUUAUUGGACACAGGGAGGAUGUAUUCAUUGACAGCCCUCAGCCCAUGAAAGUGGAAGUGUACAACUGUGGAGUGGGUAGCUCGGACUGUUCCCAGUGCUGGGGCCGGGAGGCUCAGGGGCACCUCUGUGGCUGGUGUGAGAGCGUCUGCAAACUGAGGAAUGAAUGUCAGCCAAUAAGGGAUCAGUGUCCUAAUCCUGAGAUCCAUGAGAUCUCCCCCCUGAGGGGUCCAGUGGAAGGAGGCACCCUGCUGACAGUUCAGGGCAGGAAUCUGGGAAGGAGGGCUGAAGCAGUGAAGGUCUUUAUAGGAGAUGUGCAGUGUACUCUGCUGCCUGCGCAAUACAUUGUCUCCACAGAGCUGGUGUGUGUCACUGGGAGGGCUGCAGAUAACAGGACCGAUAUUGUCCAAGUGGAUGUGGCGCAGAGUGGGAUGGGGAAGUCAAAGGAGAGCUUCUCAUAUUUAUUCCCAAAACUGCUGUCCAUGGAGCCAGGGAGGGGCUCUCGCACUGGAGGAACCAGAGUGACCAUCAGUGGGGAACACCUGGACAUUGGCUCCCAGGUUAAAGUAAAGGUCAACAACACACUGGAAUGCGACAUCACGAAGAAAACAGAUCAAACAAUUGAAUGCAUCAUGCCUCCAGCUUCGCAGGCACACACUGACCCAGUGACAGUGUGUGUGGAGUUUGAGGACAAUUCCUGUCAGGGUGCAGAGCUUAGCACCACAUACACCUAUGAGAAGAACCCCACUAUCAGCUCGAUCCACCCCCAAAAGAGCUUCCUCAGUGGUGGCAGGUUCAUCACAGUGACAGGCCGGGGUUUUGAUCUGGUGCAGACUGUCACCAUGCAGGUGCUGGAAACUGCAGAUUUGUCUUCUCAGGUCCUUCGACAGCAGUGUGAAGUGAUCACGUCUUCCAUGAUUAUCUGCCGCUCUCCAUCGUCCAGCCAGUCCCAUCAGACCCCAGUGCAGUUUUUUCUGAAUGGAGUCCUCUACAAGGAUGACAGGCGUUCCUCCUCUGAUACCGAUGAGGAAGAAGAGGAGGACCCUCAUAUAGGUCACUUCCUCUUGGAAUAUGUGGAGGAUCCUCAGUUUUUCACUGCCAACAAGGAGAAGCUGAUUAAACACCAUUCAGGGGAGCCACUGACGCUCAUCAUCAAUAAAGUGCCGAGCGGUCUGGAGUUGAUGCCGGAGGAAUACUCAGUGAUGAUUGGCUCCUAUCCCUGCAACAUCACCUUUCAUAAUGACCAGCUGUUCCACUGCACUAUCAAGGGACUGUCCAGCUCCAGCGAACGGGAACUUCCCGUCACUGUGCAAGUGGGGAACUUUCGACAUGCAAUUGCCAUAGUGCAGCUCGGCGGCAGCGAGCUGGCCAUCGUGGUAUCCAUUGUAGUGUGCUGUGUGCUACUGCUGCUGUGCACUGUGGCUCUUGUAGUGUACUGCACGAAGAGCCGAAGGGCAGAACGCUACUGGCAGAAAACGCUGCUCCAAAUGGAGGAGAUGGAGUCCCAGAUCAGAGAGGAGAUUCGUAAAGGCUUUGCAGAACUCCAGACAGACAUGACAGACCUGACCAAGGAACUGAAUCGCAGCCAGGGCAUCCCCUUUUUGGAGUACAAACAGUUUGUCACGCGCACCUUCUUCCCCAAGAUGUACUCAGAUUACGAGAAAAGUCUGGUCCAGCAUGCCUACGAGAAUGAUACUCUGGGACCUCGAGCGUUGCCAGAGACCCACCCACUGCUGCAGGACUGGCAGGCCACCAACACAACAAGGCCUAACAUAGAAGAGGGCAUCACUCUGUUCUCCACUCUCCUCAAUAACAAACACUUCCUGAUCACGUUCGUCCAUGCCCUGGAGCAGCAGAAAGACUUCGCUGUGCGGGACAGAUGUAGCCUGGCGUCCUUGCUCACCAUCGCCCUCCAUGGCAAGCUGGAGUACUACACUAGUAUCAUGAAAGAUCUGCUGGUGGACCUGAUUGAUGCCUCGGCUUCUAAAAACCCCAAACUGAUGCUGCGCCGGACUGAGUCGGUUGUGGAGAAAAUGCUGACCAACUGGAUGUCCAUCUGCAUGUACAGCUACCUCAAGGAAACAGUGGGUGAGCCUUUUUUCCUGCUGCUGUGUGCAAUCAAGCAGCAGAUCAACAAGGGCUCAAUAGACGCCAUCACAGGAAAGGCCCGCUAUACCCUCAAUGAGGAGUGGCUGCUGCGUGAGAAUAUUGAGGCCAAGCCACAGAACAUCAACGUGUCCUUCCAGGGCUGUGGCAUGGACUCACUAUCUGUCAGGGUCAUGAACACAGACACAAUCUGCCAAGUUAAGGAAAAAAUCAUUGAAGCCUUUUAUAAAAACCUCCCAUUCUCCCAGUGGCCUCAAGCAGAGGAUGUCGACCUGGAGUGGUUUGACUCAGGCAGCAACAGUAAGCUUUUGCAGGACUUGGACAACUCCUCAGUGAUGGAGGAUGGCCGAAAGAAACUCAACACAGUCUUCCAUUAUCAGAUUCCAGAGGGGGCAUCGCUGGCCAUGAGCAUGAAAGACAAGAAAGAGAACACCCUGGGGAGAGUUAAAGAUCUGGAUACUGAGAAGUAUGUACACUUGGUGCUACCUCAUGAUGAGCUAAUGGAGACCAAGAAGUCACACAGGCAGGGUCAUCGCAAGAAAGUCCUGCCUGAAAUCUACCUGACACGCCUGCUGUCUACAAAGGGAACUCUUCAGAAGUUCUUGGAUGACCUCUUUCAGGCCAUCCUCAGCAUCCCUCCAGACCGCCCUCCUCUAGCGGUUAAAUACUUUUUUGACUUCCUGGAGGAGCAGGCUGACAAACGGGGCAUCACAGACCCAGACACCCUGCACAUCUGGAAGACCAACAGUUUACCGCUACGGUUCUGGGUAAACAUCCUGAAGAAUCCUCAGUUUGUGUUUGACAUUGAUAAGACAGAUCACAUGGAUGCCUGUCUAUCUGUCAUCGCCCAGGCCUUCAUCGAUGCCUGCUCCAUUUCUGACCUGCAACUAGGCAAAGACUCCCCUACCAACAAGCUGCUGUAUGCCAAGGAGAUCCCAGAGUAUAAGAAGAGAGUGCAGUGCUACUACCAGCAGAUACAAGAAAUGCCACCCCUCAGCGAGCAGGAGAUGAAUGCUCACCUAGCCGAGGAGUCACGAAAAUACAGAAAUGAAUUCAACACCAACCUGGCCUUGACAGAAAUCUACAAGUAUGCCAAGAGAUACAGAAACCAGGUGGUGAACGCUCUGGAGUCUAACCCCACUGCACGUCGCACUCAGCUGCACCACAAGUUUGAGCAGGUCAUUGCCCUUGUGGAGGACAACAUCUAUGAGUGCUGCAGUGAAGCCUGAACCUGCCAAUACCUUCUGCUCACAAUCUCUUCCUCCUGCUGCCAGCUGCCUUUCUUCCACUUACAUGGUAACUUGGGAAUGUCAGUCACAGACGUUAUCCUUCAUAAGUGUUAUUCUUCAAGCAGACUGUUACCAGGAUGAAAAGUGGCAGAGCAAAGGACUAAUACCUGCCUCUCAAGCAUCAUACAUUUGCCAAGCGUCCCUCCUUUCAUAUGGGGAUGCCAGGAACUUUUCCCAAAAAUCCAUGAAACAGGCACAGUUCCGGCUGGACUCUAUUAUGCUUUAGAGGGAAUGUGUGGGAGCUCAGAGAUGUGGCUCUUUGGGAUGUCUUUGCAGUUACUGGGACCUACAGUUAGCCCUGGUGGCAACCUUAACGCACUGAACCCUUUUCUGAAGGGAACGAGCCAAUGAUGCACUGUACUGUAAUAUAAUGUCCAUAGCAAUAUUUAUAGAUGUGUUAUAAUGCUUUCAAGUGGCCUGUUCAUCAGGAUUAGUAGGACCACGAUAAACUCCUCUCAUCUCCUAAAGCCUGCAACGUUCUCAGGUGUGUUUGGUGAAGAUGGGCGUUGGACUCCCAUUGGUGCUUUGAUAAUAUGUCCCAAUGUGCUUUGCAGGUUGAUGACGGGUUGAGGAGGAGUGGGAAGAAGAAUAUAAGUGACUGAAAUUCAUGAAAUCAAAUGUAAUGUAGUUCACUGGGAAGAGCUGCAUCAGUAUAUGUGUUGAUCGGUGUGCUUGUCAAUGAAUGGUAAUCAUGUUGGAUUCUGAUCAAAUUUAAAAGAGGGAAAUUUACAUUUAAAAAAAAAAAAUGAGCUCAAUAUAAUCAGAUGAGAGACUGUAUUUGUGAUGCCAAAUGACUUGUCAGAGUUUGUGAAAUAAAUUACAGUAUUUAGGAUUUUAAA
Molecule: messenger RNA, 6731 nt
Organism: Archocentrus centrarchus (flier cichlid)
Lineage: Eukaryota; Metazoa; Chordata; Actinopteri; Cichliformes; Cichlidae
Gene: plxnd1
Product: plexin D1
Exons: 36
Coding region: 115-5832 (1905 amino acids)
Biological process (GO): semaphorin-plexin signaling pathway; positive regulation of axonogenesis; regulation of cell migration
Cellular component (GO): semaphorin receptor complex; plasma membrane
Molecular function (GO): protein binding; semaphorin receptor activity
Source: RefSeq, a predicted model, not a curated record